Messenger RNA from Blepharisma stoltei, 1860 nucleotides. The record is from the annotation of a GenBank genome assembly. Lineage: Eukaryota; Ciliophora; Heterotrichea; Heterotrichida; Blepharismidae.
AUGAUAAUACUUCUGCUAUUUUUACCUUUUGCUGCCAGUCAAUUAAUUACCCAAACAAAUAGCAUCGAAUACAUUCAAUUAACGAUAGAAGAAAGUAUGAUUCCUACCAAUGGCGAUCUUGUUAUCCAAUUAUCAUCAAAAUCAGAAUCAGUCCCACUCCUAAUGCUUGUGAAAAAGGACUAUAAUCCAACUUUUUAUUUCGACAAUGAUAAAGGAGACUAUGUAUGAAACACCACUUAUGUCGACUUUGAAGCGUGGAGCCAAAAUUGGCCUACAAGCUACAUAAUAUUAGCAGGGAGCUCCCUUGCUGUUGGAUAUACUUACCAUAUUGGAGUAGGAUUAUGAUUAUUACAGACAGGCGCUAGCCAUAUUGGUGACGCAGUCACCAAAAACCUCCAGUACCCGAGGUUCUACUGCUUUUCGACUCCAGCCCAGAGGGUCUAUCCCUCUUGCGAGUGCCCUUCCGGUACUAUCUGUCUCUUCCUUGCCUUGAGGCUUCUGUCUUGAGUGGGCGGCUUAUGGAUUUCUGCGGCCCUGCUGUGGGCGAUUGGAGUAGCUUGAUUCCAAGGAUCCUUGGAGUCUAUCGGGUGUCGAAGUGCCUUCCUUCGAUAGCUACAGGAAAAAGACUGUUCGCCAAAACCCCCAGUUUCUCUGUAGAGGAAUGCCCAUGGGUCGUCGGAUCCAAAGGUCAUUGUUGAGCACCUCCAUUUCCAACUACAGGAAAGCAGCCAAAACCUACCCGGAUACGCACCUCUUGAGCCUGCUUUUGAUUCUCGGCUCGGAAUCCGUCCCAGUUCGACGUGGCCAUAAGGUCUGGACUGCUGCGCCAAGAGACAGGUCGACACGUGUCUCCAUUUUAAUGUAUAUACCAUAUUGGGAGUAUACUCAGAAGUAAUUGGUGUAUCGUAUACCCUAUCAACAUUUUCAAAAGAAAUUGAUAAAUGUGUGCCUACUUGCACUCCUGGCAGUGUCUGCAAAGGAGGGAUGUGUGACUGCUCUGGAGGGUAUUAUUCAGGAUAUGAAUGUGGAGUUAUUUUUACAAAAGUCCAAGUAAAUGACACAGGAAAAGAUUUUUAUAUUAAAAAAGACUCUUGGGAGUUUUUUUAUAUUGAUAUUGCAAAUGGAAAUGAUUUCACAGUAGAAAUUACAAAAAAGGCUGGAGACAUGAAGUUUUUCUUUACAUAUUUUACAUAUGACCAGAUCCUCCCAAGCAUGUUUUCAGCUGACACUGAAAUUUGUGUCGGACCUGCUGAUGCAAAAGCAGUUUAUGAUUUUUCAAAUAAUAUUGGGUCUACAUGGACUUUCUCAGUGUUCUGUGGAAAAGAAGCAGACUGUGAAUAUAGCAUAAAAGUAAGCUAUUGCUCGAGCUGGGACCAGUUUUACAUAUGGCUGACUGUAGCAGCAGUUGCUACUUCCUCGUUUAUAUGCUGCCUAAUUCCUAUCAUUAUAGAAACUUUAGUUAAGCUUAGGUCUGUACACAUAGCUCAGCCUGAGAGCCAAAGGGUAGACGAACCUCUGAAUUCUGAAGAAAUAAACAAACUAUUCCCUUCAAAAGCGUGGUCGAGCUUUGAAAGAGGGAAAGAAUCAUGCUCUAUAUGUUUGGAAGAGUUCGAAAUACAUUCUAGUGUCAGAAUGCUGGGUUGUGAGCAUUUUUUCCAUGCAUCAUGCAUUGAUGGGUGAGCCAAAACAAAAUCGAUAUGCCCUUUGUGCAAAAAGAGCUUAAUAAGUAUAGAAAAUAUUCAAAGAGCUAAAGGAAAAUAUUAUUCUGGACAGCUGCCCAAAUCAAAUCUAAGGUUUGUAGAACUUGUAGAAAGUAGUGAAAAUGGGACUGAACAAGAAAAUCAUGCUGCUUUACCUUAA